Molecule: messenger RNA, 643 nt
Organism: Schizosaccharomyces cryophilus OY26
Lineage: Eukaryota; Fungi; Ascomycota; Schizosaccharomycetes; Schizosaccharomycetales; Schizosaccharomycetaceae
Exons: 1
Coding region: 155-508 (117 amino acids)
Cellular component (GO): cytoplasm
Source: RefSeq, a predicted model, not a curated record
CCGAAAUCCAGUUGAGGUAAAGCAUUAUAAUAGACGUAAUAAAUUACGAAAAGCAAAGUCAUUAUUAAGCGUUUCAGAAUAUGUUGAACAAAGAAUCAUAUAUAAAUGAAAUUUGCAUCGCUAUUUAGUACAAUCAACUUUUUUUUCAACCAAUAUGCCAGAUUUAGCACAUCAAAUUGCCGGCCAUAAGGCUGCCUUGCAUAAUCCUAGUGUUUCCGAAGAGGCCAAAGCAAGAGCUCAAGAAUGGUUAGAUAGUCACGGUGACGAAGCUCAUUAUACUACUGGAACCACGCGUGGUUACAAAGCUGACCGAGAUGAUGAAGCCGAAUUGAGAAAGGAAGGAUUUCAGAGUUCAAACCUGUUUGAAAAUGAUGAAGCCCAAGCCAAAAACCUUGGAAACGUACGUGGUGGAUACAAAGCUGCCAUGAAAAAUAAAAGAAACACUAAAAGCGGGAGAGAAGCCGCUCGAAAAUCAUUAGACGAAAUUGAUGACGAGGCUAAUGCUUGAAGUAAUGCAAUUAUAAUUGAAAUCACAUAUGAUCUGAUCUGACAGAAUGAACCAAAAAUUAUAUAUCAUGAUUCUGAUUGACUUUUAGCGAAGCUUACCUUUAAUUUAUUUAUUCUUUUCUGAAAUACUACAAUA